Haliotis rufescens (red abalone) is the source of this 2434-nucleotide messenger RNA. Its product is annotated as RNA-binding motif protein, X-linked 2-like. The transcript is spliced from 5 exons. Gene Ontology annotation, biological process: mRNA splicing, via spliceosome. The record is from RefSeq and is a predicted model, not a curated record. NCBI's taxonomy places the organism in Eukaryota, Metazoa, Mollusca, Gastropoda, Lepetellida, Haliotidae. Gene Ontology annotation, molecular function: RNA binding. Bases 126 to 1475 code for a protein of 449 amino acids. Gene Ontology annotation, cellular component: U2 snRNP; precatalytic spliceosome; catalytic step 2 spliceosome.
CAUAUUCUAUUUUUUGCUGCAUUAAUUCCGGAAAUAUUCCUUUUGCGGCAAAAGACUUCAUCCCGAAUUUGACGUUUUGUCUGGUCAACGUUGCAGAGUGUUUUAGUUACUUUCUUGGUUAAGUAAUGAAUCCAUUAACAAAUGUUCGCAACAUCCAGAAGUUGAACCAGACUGAGCUACAACUCGGUAGUAUUGGCAAGAAGUCAUGGCACGACCAGUAUAAGGACAGCGCAUGGCUCUUUAUAGGCGGACUCCCCUAUGACCUGACAGAGGGAGACAUACUCUGUGUCUUCUCCCAGUAUGGGGAAAUUGUCAACAUAAACCUGGUGCGAGACAAAGGAACCGGGAAGUCCAAGGGCUACGGCUUCCUCUGCUACGAGGAUCAGCGCAGCACAGUGCUAGCUGUGGACAACCUCAACAGUAUUAAGUUGCUGGGCCGUAUUAUCCGUGUGGACCACGUGGAGAGCUACAAGAUUCCCAAGGAGCAUGGAGAUGAGGAUGAUGUCACAAAGAAGCUGAGGGAAGAGGGAUGUGCCCCCAAGAUCAAGUCGUCAUCCGAAGAUGAGGAAUCGUUUGUCGUUACCGUAAAGAAAGCCAAGAAAGUAAAAGAUCCAGAUAAGAAAUCAAAGAAGAAGAAAAAGAAAGAAAAGAAAAAGAAAAAAGUAGAAUCAGCAUCAGCUUCAAGUAGUGAGGAUGAGAGGUCACAUGACAAGAGUCAGCCAAUCAGGACAAAGAAAGAAAAGAUUGAUCCUUGGUUUGACCAACAGGAAAGACAAGGGGUUUCACCUGGGGACAGAUUUGAGAGGGACAGAAGGGAUGGGGGUGGGGGCUUUGAGAGAGACAGGAGAGAUGGGGGUGAGGGCUUUGAGAGAGACAGGAGAGAUGGGGGUGAGGGCUUUGAGAGAGACAGGAGAGAGGGUGGUGGGGGCUUUGGGAGAGAUGGGGGUGGGGGCUUUGGGAGAGAUGGGGGUGGGGGCUUUGAGAGAGACAGACGAGAAGGAGGUGGAGCCUUUGAGAGAGACAGGCGAGAAGGAGGCGGAGCCUUUGAGAGAGACAGGCGAGAAGGAGGCGGAGCCUUUGAGAGAGACAGGCGAGAAGGCGGCGGAGCCUUUGAGAGAGACCGGCGAGAAGGGGUUGGGGGCUAUGAGAGAGACAGACGAGAUGGGGCUGGGGGCUAUGAGAGAGACAGACGAGAUAUGGGCGGGGCCUUUGAGAGAGAUGGGGACUUUAAUAGGGAUUCUGGGUACAGAAAUGGAAUGGUCAGAUCACAAGAUAGGAGAAAUGAGAGAUUUGACAGAGGGAGGGAAGACAGGAGAGAUAAUGUAUGGAGAGACAGAGAGAGGGAGGAUUUCAGGCAAAGAAGGGGAGAUAACUCUGAGGAUCGAUUCCGAGGUGAAUUUAGAGACCGUGACAGAUACCGACGUGAUGACAGGAGUCAUGACGACAGAGCUGGAUAUGAUGAUCGACGGAGGUGAUAAUCUGGAUUUACCACAAGGGAAAAACAGACAUUUCUAUCCCUCGCUCACACUCUCUUGGCUGGUUGCAGUAGCUGGUACAUGCUAUUCAUGUGGACUAUGUCGAGAGCUACAUGAGCAUGUAGACGAGGAUAAAAUCUGAAAGAAGCAGAGAGACUUGAGAUGUCCUGCUGUGUGUGUCAGCGAGGUCUGUGUUCAUGUCAAACUGUGCUCAAUGUAAGUUGUGUCAUGUGUGCAUCCAGGUGAUAACAGAAUUAUAAUUUCAGCCAACAGCACCAGAAAUAUCUCUUGUCUGUGAAAUUUGGUUCCUCAAAACUACAUCAUGAUCAAAUAUCAAGUAUUCAGACAUUUUCCAAUCUCGUUAAAAUCAGAUCCUAGUUCUCGCUAUCGCUAAACAAAGAUCUUAGGACAUACCAUUAGGGGUCACGUCAGACUGACCUUGCGUGAACUUUGAGCGACCAAUGGAAUGAUUGUCAAGAAGUCGACAUUAGCCAAUCAGAAGGCAGCUUUCUUGUGCUUUACAGCACUAAUUUCAAAUUCGCGACUACGCUUCAAAACAUAUUUUGACAAAUUCUCGAUAAAAAAUUUGAAACCUGAACAAAAGAACAUUCUGGGAUGGCUAAUAGAUGGUAUAGAUUGUGUGGAUUCACUCGUUAAGCCCGUAACUAUCGUUCGGAAUACACCAUGUUAAAGUUUUCGAGGAUGCAUGAUUAGAAAUCACUUUCAUGAUCUGGUAAGUGACGCUCUGAUUGGUCGGAUGAAAGGUCGUUCUGACAUGACCCCUAAUGGGAUGUCCUCAGAUCUUUGUUUAGCGGUUGCAAGAACUAAGAUCUGAUUUUAAUGAGAUUUAAAUUUUCUGUUGUUUGUGUGACUGCUUGUCUCAGAUACUUCAUUGUACAUAAUCCAGCAAUCAUCAAUUUAUUAAUAAAAUACUUCAAAUGAGGCAUCUGGAAAUCCUG